Molecule: messenger RNA, 222 nt
Organism: Aspergillus melleus
Lineage: Eukaryota; Fungi; Ascomycota; Eurotiomycetes; Eurotiales; Aspergillaceae
Exons: 1
Coding region: 1-222 (73 amino acids)
Source: RefSeq, a predicted model, not a curated record
AUGCAACUGCGAAAUCAUAAAGGUGCCCAGUGGUGGGAUGAGCGCAUGAAGGGCCAUAGAGAUAAAGAGGUCGAAAGAUUUGUAGCUAACAAGCUGGAGGAUCUGGCAGCAUAUGAUGAGGUCAAGGAUAAGGUCGACCACUACAAGGCCCUGAUGGACAACGAGGAGGUAGCAGCAGAGGAUUUCAUUUCCAUUGUAUCCUCCAUUCUUGGCAUUGAUUGA